This is a messenger RNA of Trichosurus vulpecula (common brushtail), 4830 nucleotides long. It is a transcript of the gene DARS2, whose product is annotated as aspartyl-tRNA synthetase 2, mitochondrial. The record is from RefSeq and is a predicted model, not a curated record. Lineage: Eukaryota; Metazoa; Chordata; Mammalia; Diprotodontia; Phalangeridae. Gene Ontology annotation, molecular function: nucleic acid binding; ATP binding; aspartate-tRNA ligase activity. Gene Ontology annotation, biological process: aspartyl-tRNA aminoacylation. Gene Ontology annotation, cellular component: cytoplasm; mitochondrion. The coding region runs from base 489 to 2579 and encodes 696 amino acids. The transcript has 18 exons.
GCGCCGCGGAACGUGGGAACGUGGUGGCCGCGGCGUCGCCCGGCGCGCAGGAGAUGACGCAAGAUGCCGGCGGGCGCACGCGCCAUGCCCACCGCGGCUUUAAGGCUCAGGGCGCGGAGAAGAUUGCGCUGAGCUUUAGUGGAGGUGGGGGUAGGAGCCAGGGCGGGAGCCGGAGCCAGAGCCAGAGGUGGAGGUUGCCUGCAGUGCUGGGCUAGGUGACAGGGUCGCCUCCUUGUUCUUCCUCCAGCAGGAGCCCUGGAUUUGGAGGCCGAGGGUCUGGGCUCUAGUUCCCUUUGCCAUUGAUUAUCUGUGUGACCUUGGACAAGUCGUUUGCUUUCUCCGGACCCCCGGGGCCUUCUCCUCGGCAUAAGGGACCUGAUGGCCUCGGCGCCCUCUUCCACCUCUCCAGCUCAGUGAGCCUCAUCAGAUCCUGUAAUACUGACAGCAGAAGGCCCACUCCAGCAGCUGCUCCUGUCUGUGGUUCCAGCAUGCCUUUUCACUGGGGAUUGUGCCUGAUAUACAGGAUGUCCAGGAGUCGGACAGGACCUAUCAGAAAGACAACCCCACCACUACUGGGCUCGCUCUCCCGAUAUCUGACGCUGAGCACACAGAAGAGAAUUUCAGAUUUCAAUAGUUUUGUUGUCCGAACUAAUACUUGUGGAGAAUUGCGUGCCUCUCACUUGGGCCAAGAAGUCACCUUGUGUGGAUGGAUUCAGUACAGAAGACAAAGCCUUUUCCUGAUCCUGAGAGAUUUCCAUGGGCUAAUUCAAGUCGUCAUUCCCCAAAAUGAGUCAGCUGCCUCCAUAAAGAAGCUAUUAUGUGAAGCUCCCAUAGAAUCUGUGGUUCAGGUUACUGGAACUGUUAUCUCUCGGCCUCCAGGGCAGGAAAAUCCAAAAAUGCCAACAGGUGAAAUUGAAAUCGAAGUGAAAACAGCUGAGCUUCUGAAUUCCUGCAAGAAGCUGCCCUUUGAAAUUAAGGACUUUAUGAAGAAAACAGAAGCUCUUCGUAUGAAGUAUCGCUACUUAGACUUACGUAGUUCCCAAAUGCAGUAUAAUCUAAGACUGAGAUCCCAGAUGGUCAUGAAAAUGCGGGAAUACCUCUGUAAUCUGCAUGGGUUUGUGGAUAUUGAAACACCAACAUUAUUUAAGAAAACUCCAGGGGGUGCAAAAGAAUUUGUGGUACCAUCAAGGGAACCCGGAAAGUUUUAUUCUCUUCCUCAGAGUCCUCAACAGUUCAAGCAGCUUUUGAUGGUUGGUGGUUUCGACAGAUACUUCCAAGUUGCACGUUGCUAUCGAGAUGAAGGUUCUAAGCCAGAAAGGCAACCUGAAUUUACCCAGGUUGAUAUAGAGAUGUCUUUUGUAGACCAGGCCGGGAUCCAGAAAUUAAUUGAGGGUUUGCUUCAUUAUUCAUGGCCUAAGGAUAAAAAUCCUCUUACUAUUCCUUUCCCUUCUAUGACUUACGCUGAAGCUUUGGAUUUAUAUGGGACUGAUAAACCAGAUACUCGCUUUGGAAUGAAGAUUGUUGAUGUCAGUGACAUAUUUAGGAACACAAAGAUUGAAUUUCUUCAAGAUGUGCUGAAGGAGCCCCAAGGCACCAUCAAAACCAUCUGUAUUCCUGGAGGAGCAAAAUAUUUUAAAAGUAAAGACUUUGAGGCCAUUAAGAUAUUUGCUGUUAACCAUUUUAAUCAGGAGGUUUCACCCUUAUUUCUGAAAACCAGUGGAAGCGGGAAAUCUCCACUUACCAAGCUCUUAAAGGAAGAGGAGAAAUCAGCUCUGAUCAGUCUAAUGAGGGUCCAGGAAGAAGAUGUGCUCUUACUAACUGCUGGGGAGUACAAUAAGGCGUGUUCUGUAUUAGGAAAAUUACGCCUGGAAUGUGCUGACCUUCUGGAGGCCAGAGGAGUAGUGCUUCGUGACCCAGCUGUGUUCCACUUCCUUUGGGUGGUGGAAUUCCCACUCUUCCUUCCUAAGGAGGAAGAUCCCACAGAACUAGAGUCAGCCCAUCAUCCAUUUACUGCUCCUCACCCCAGCGACAUCCACCUCCUCUACACUGAGCCAGAAAAGGUUCGAAGCCAACAUUAUGAUUUAGUGCUGAAUGGCAGUGAGAUAGGAGGUGGCUCUAUCCGAAUUCACAAUGCAGAGCAGCAGAAGUAUGUCCUGGAAGCAGUGUUAAAGGAGGAUGUUAAACUGCUCUCUCACCUACUUCAGGCUUUAGACUUCGGGGCACCCCCCCAUGGAGGAAUUGCUUUAGGGCUAGACAGACUUGUGUGCCUUGUCGCUGGAGCACCAAGCAUAAGAGAUGUCAUUGCCUUUCCAAAGUCUUUCCGGGGACAUGACCUGAUGAGCAAUGCCCCAGAUUACGUAUCUUCUGAAGAUAUAGAGCCCUACCACAUCAAGGUCAAGAGGCCAGAAGUCACAGACAGAAAAGAUGUCAAGUCUGUUAUCUGUGAAACUGAGUCUUCACAACAGUUGGUCAUUCCAAGCCUUGCCAAGACUGAGAAUCCCUUGAAAAAAUUGGCUUCAGGCCAAACUCCUGAGCUUUUGGAAGAAAGGAAGUCCAGCAGAUAUCCAGAUAACCAAUGAAGAAGGAGUGGAAUACAUGGAAGAUGUCUCCUUUUCUCUCAGUAAUAGAGCACAUCGGGUGUCUCAGACUGAAGGAUUCUGUGCCCAUUGGAUGGUGAGGGUGGGUGAGAAAGGCUCCUCUCUGAGAUCAGUCAUGGCUUCGUGCCCACUAACUAUGGCUCUCCAGUGCACCCAGUCACUACCCACUCGUGCAUCCUUUACAGCAAAAGUGAUCGAAAUGUGUCGGGUGGAAAAUGCUAUCGUCGCUGUGGUCGUAGGGUCAAGACAGUGUGGUUUUGUCAUCACCCUGGUAUUACUGGCUAAAUUGUAAUGUUUCACUUUCACUGUCGGGGAGGAGACUGAAUACCAGGCGAGAAGUUAGUCAGGAGGCCGGCUCUAGGUCCAGGUGCCCCAAGGUCAUCUCACCCGUCUCAGCCUUGGUUUCUUCAUCUGAAAACUAAUCAUGAUACCACUUGAUGACCUACCUCACAAGGUGGUUAUGAGGAUUAAAUAAUAUCCAUUGAAAAAUCAAAGUGCUAUAUAUCUAUUAGGUGCUAUUAUUAACUACCAAAAAUAUUAUAUACAGAGAGGCAGCUAAUCAGUUGUAUAUUAUGACUAAAGCCCAAGCAAAGAGUAACAUCAACAGAUUUAUAAAUCAGCUGUUCAUGUUGUUUUAAAGAAUAAUUUCAUCAUUAAAUGCGAUCCUUUGCCCUGAUUAGAAGCAUCAGCAUACGACAGUACUAAUUAAGAUGUGCAUGACAUUAGUAGAAAGAACACAAGGUUCAAGUGCUGACUGCCACACUACCUGUGCCUAGUAGGGACAGGACUCUUGACACUCCUCUACCAUUCCUAAAUUACUGAUCUCAGGAGAUCAUUGUGAGGAACACAUUUCAUGGCCUAUAAAAUAGCACUAUAUAAAUGUGACCUUAAUGGCGCUAAUGAAACAGUAGAAGGUUGGUUCCAUUAAUUAAUGAUUAGGGUUGACAAUAGAAAUACAAACAAGACUAUGAUUAAUUAUACUUCCUUGAUUUACCUUAAAUUGGACAAUAUGCAUUUGGUCCAGAAUUUUCAAAUACCUUCAUAUACCUGGCUAUUUUUCGUUGGGUUACAGGUGACAUAUAAAUAUUGGGCCUAUGAUCUAGUCAGCUAAGAAAAAAAUUUUUUUUUGUGAAUAAAAUUUGUCUUCGAUCAUGUUGUAAGUUAUACAUAACAUAGAUGGGGUUAUACAAUAGGAAAGGUGCUUUUCCCUCAAGUUUGUCUUGCCAAUGGUGUCUCACCUUACUUUGGUGGGCACUUGGUGACCAGAAAAUUUUUAAUGAGAGGAUUUGGAUGGUGACAUAAAAGGUGCUGGUGUUCUGCUCUGUACCAGCUGAAGGUUUUUCUGAAGUGAACAGAAACCUUCCUUAGGCAGAGUGGUCCCAUUUUUUCCGACUGCCUCUUUCUCAUUGACAUGUAAUCACCCAUUUCCUGAUAUUAUUAAAUAUAUUCACCAUGCCUGCUACACACUGACAAAAAGCUACCAGUAUCCCAAAAUCUCAAAGAGGUCAACAUUAGAUCCCAGAAAAUUUAGUCAUAUUGCCUAAGUCCUUUUCAAGUCUGCCAAAAAAUGUUUAUUCUGAAAUUUAGUAAUAUUUUACCACUUUUAAAUCUUGGGGUUUUGAACUAGAACUGUGAUUCUGCAGAUACAGAAAAGUCCUUGCCCCUUCCCCCCACAACACACACAAAAUUGGGCAGGUGCUCCAAGAUUUAAUCUAGGAGACCUUGAGAAGUUAACGUGCCUGGCAUCACAGCAGCAGGAUUCCAUCUCAGCAAGUCUAUCUGUUUUUCUGCCUACCAGAUCGAGGAUCUCCAAUUAGUCAUUUAAAGCUAAGUAUCCACUCUUAGUUUAAUUUUUAAGAUGUCCUAGAGCAAUUUUAAGAAUAGCUUAUAUUGGGAAAUCUCUGUUCUUUUUAAGUUCAAUUUUAUUUGGUUAUCAGUUUUAGAUUCUUUGCCUCCUCCCAAUCUCUUCCUUAUCCAUUGAGAAGGCAAGAAAAAUAAAACCCAUUACAGUGUGUAUAGUUAUGCAAAACAAAUUCCUGGAGUAGCUAUAUCAAAAAAAAAAAAAGGAAGAGAAGAAAAUAUGCUUCAAUUGGAACUCUUGCUCCAUCAGUCUAUCUGGAGGUGGCUAGCAUGUUUCCUAUGAGUCCUUUGGAAUUGUAGUUGGUCCUUGUGUUGAACAGUUACUAGGUCUUUAAAAGUUAAUUACUUUUCCAAUAUUAUUGUCAUUGUAUGA